Aureobasidium musti is the source of this 705-nucleotide messenger RNA. Lineage: Eukaryota; Fungi; Ascomycota; Dothideomycetes; Dothideales; Saccotheciaceae. The record is from the annotation of a GenBank genome assembly.
AUGCCAGCACCAUCAAACACACCUGCGCCGACUACUCAAACAACCCAACCAACCAACGACCAACAACCCACCAGCACACAAGACGACGGUCUAUCCCGACGACCCCGCGACGCGCGCUUGAUCCACCUCAUCCUUUCCGCCCAAGGCGUCCACAGCUACCAAGAACGCGUUCCCCUCCAACUCCUCGACUUCGCCUAUCGCUACACCUCCUCCGUCCUCGCCGACGCAUUCAGACUGUCUUCAGAAGGCUAUGCCUCUGCCCCCGGCGCACCCACAAACUCCAAACGCUCGGAAGCCACCGAUGGUAGUAAUAUCACUGUGAAUGCUCUGAGGCAAGCCAUUGCUUCUCGCCAGGAUUACCAGUUCCAAGGCGCGUUGCCCAAGGAGUUUAUGAUGGAGCAGGCGGUGGAGAGGAAUCGUGUUGCGCUGCCAAAGAUACAGAAGAGUUGGGGUGUGCAGUUGCCGCCGGAGAAGUACUGUCUCACAGGCACGGGCUGGAGCUUGCGGGAUUUGUGGGAGGAGGAUGAAGUCGUGGAGGAGGAAAGCAAAAGAGAGGGCAAUGGCGAUGUGAGGAUGGAGGGUGCGGGUGAUGUCAAGGCCGAUGGUGCAGAGGAAAAGGAUGCGAUGGACAGUUUUGAGGAUGUGUUUGGGGGUGGUGCUCAANNGGGGACGGCGAUGGCGAUCAGGGAGAUGGCUGAGGCUUGA